This is a messenger RNA of Brassica oleracea var. oleracea, 2131 nucleotides long. RefSeq names its product exocyst complex component EXO70B1-like. Gene Ontology annotation, molecular function: phosphatidylinositol-4,5-bisphosphate binding. The record is from RefSeq and is a predicted model, not a curated record. Bases 97 to 2040 code for a protein of 647 amino acids. Gene Ontology annotation, biological process: exocytosis. NCBI's taxonomy places the organism in Eukaryota, Viridiplantae, Streptophyta, Magnoliopsida, Brassicales, Brassicaceae. The transcript has a single exon. Gene Ontology annotation, cellular component: exocyst.
UCCUCCCUCUUAAUUUCCCCCAAAAAGACAAAAAAAAUAAUAACAGAAAAAAAGAAAAAAAUUCAGUUAGAUAGGGUUUAAAUUUUUCCCGGCGAAAUGGAGAAACCUGGAGAUCACGCAACAGAAUCAUCGGAAACUAUUCCUCACAAAUCCGACGAUCUCGAGAACACAAAUCAUCCCGAUGAAUCGGAACACCAAUCACAUAACAACGACCAGACGGAGACGGCGACAACGCCGGAAUCGGAAUCUUCCCAGCUCAGCCUUCCCCAGGUGAUGGAAGCUGUGGACGAUUUCAUCCAAUCACUUUCCUCCUCCACCGAUCCGUUACAAGAGAUUCCUCCAGCCGUGGAGCCAUUCCCGGAGACGGUCGAUUCGUUGGUGUCGAAGAUGGAAUCCUCAGGCCUUGGGCGGGACGAAUCAGAGGACUCUGCAUUCAUAGACGCCGUUAACCGUAUUUCGAUUUCGGUUAUCAGACUGAGAGAGCUUAAUCUAGAUUCAACCCCGGUUUCUUCGUGGUUAAACCGGGCGAGUUCGGUUCAACACCGUGCCGUAUCUCUUCUCGACGAAGAGUUCCGCCAUCUUCUCGAUCGCUCCCGAGAAAAUAAGAAGAAGAACGGUGACGGUUACAAUCACGAUCAUUCUUCCAAUUCAACGCAUGAACCGGACCAAACCGGUUUACAUGAAAAUGAACCGAAAGAAACUUUCCCACCGGAAUCGAUAGCCACGCUGAAGAAAAUCGCCGGAGCCAUGAUCUCCGCCGGCUACGAAACUGAGUGCUGCAUGUCGUACGAAACGUCGAGACGCCACGCGUUCAAGGAGGAGCUGAGCGAGAUCGGAUUCGACGGGAUCAACGUGGAAGACGUGCAGAGAAUCCCCUGGGAGUCUCUCCAAGGAGAAAUCGCUUCGUGGAUCUCAAUCGUCCGCCGCUGCUCCUCCGUGUUUUUCCCCGGAGAGAUUUCUCUCUGCAGCACCGUCUUCCCGGAACAAGACCACGCCCCGAUCCGCAAACGCCUCUUCACCGGUUUAAUCUCCGCAGUAACAAUCCGGUUCCUAGAUUUCUCAGGUGCCGUGGUCCUCACGAAACGCUCUUCGGAGAAGUUUUUCAAGUUCCUUGACAUGUACGAAACGCUACGAGAGUUGAUCCCAGCCGUUGAAGAAUCUGAUUCAGAUCUGAUCCAAGAGAUUAAACUUUCUCAGACGAGGCUAGGAGAAGCGGCAGUGACUAUAUUCGGAGAGCUAGAGAACUCGAUCAAAACCGAUAUAGGAAGAACACCUGUUCCAAGCGGAGCCGUUCAUCCACUAACACGUUACACGAUGAACUACCUCAAGUACGCAUGCGAGUACAAAGACACGCUAGACCAAGUGUUCCAACACUACGAGAAGGCUGAGACAGACGAAACAGAACCCGAACCAGAAAGAAACCAACGAGAAGACGACGAGGAGUACAAAACGUCAGCUUUCGCUAGACAGAUGAUCAGAGUGAUGGAACUACUCGACGCGAACCUAGAAGUUAAGUCCGGACUGUACAGAGACCCAUCGCUACGAUCUAUCUUCCUAAUGAACAACGGGAGAUACAUUCUUCAAAAGAUCAAAGGCUCUACGGAGAUAAGAGACUUGAUGGGACAAGCGUGGACGAGGAAAAGAUCGACUGAGCUUAGACAGUACCAUAAGAGCUACCAGAGAGAGACUUGGGGGAAGGUAUUGCAAUGUAUGAAUCAAGAAGGGUUGCAGGUGAACGGGAAAAUAUCGAAGACGGCUUUGAAAGAGAGGUUCAAGAUUUUUAAUAACAUGUUCGAUGAGAUUCACAAGACGCAGAGUACGUGGAUUGUGAGUGAUGAACAGAUGCAAUCGGAGCUAAGGGUUUCGAUCGCGGCGUUGGUGAUUCCGGCUUAUAGGUCUUUCUUUGGGAGGUAUAAGCAGCAUAUUGAUUCCGGGAGGCAUACGGAUAAGUAUGUUAAGUAUCAGCCUGAAGAUAUCGAGUCUGUUAUUGAUGACUUGUUUGAUGGGAAUCCAGCUUCUAUGGGAAGGAAGAGGACUUGAAAACAAUGAAAAUAUGACAAACUUAUGGUUACUUCUGCUUCUUACUCUUGUUUUUCAUCCAUCCUUCUAUGAUUAUUUUUCCUUAUGUUCA